GGGCCCGCCGGAAGUGGCGCAGCGGCAGGGAGGGGCUCUUCACCCGGUCCGGCAGCUGAAGCUGGGCGCUCGGGUUACCCCUGCAGCGACGCCCCCUGGUCCCACAGACACCACUGCUGCUCCCGCCCCUUCGCUCCUCGGCCGCGCAAUGGGCACCCGCGACGACGAGUAUGACUACCUCUUUAAAGUUGUUCUUAUUGGAGAUUCUGGUGUUGGAAAGAGUAAUCUUCUAUCUCGAUUUACUCGAAAUGAGUUUAAUUUGGAAAGCAAGAGCACCAUUGGAGUAGAGUUUGCAACAAGAAGCAUCCAGGUUGAUGGGAAAACAAUAAAGGCACAGAUAUGGGACACAGCAGGCCAAGAGCGAUACCGAGCUAUAACAUCAGCAUACUAUCGUGGAGCUGUAGGUGCCUUAUUGGUUUAUGACAUUGCUAAACAUCUCACAUAUGAAAAUGUAGAGCGAUGGCUGAAAGAACUGAGAGAUCAUGCUGAUAGUAACAUUGUUAUCAUGCUUGUGGGCAAUAAGAGUGAUUUACGUCAUCUCAGGGCAGUUCCUACAGAUGAAGCAAGAGCUUUUGCAGAAAAGAAUGGUUUGUCAUUCAUUGAGACGUCUGCUCUAGACUCUACAAAUGUAGAAGCUGCUUUUCAGACAAUUCUAACAGAGAUAUACCGCAUUGUUUCUCAGAAGCAAAUGUCAGACAGACGUGAAAAUGACAUGUCUCCAAGCAACAAUGUGGUUCCUAUUCAUGUUCCGCCAACCACUGAAAACAAGCCAAAGGUGCAGUGCUGUCAGAACAUCUAAGGCAUUUCUCUUCUCCCCUAGAAGGCUGUGUAUAGUCCAUUUCCCAGGUCUGAGAUUUAAAUAUAUUUGUAAUUCUUGUGUCACUUUUGUGUUUUAUUACUUCCUCAUACUUAUGAAUUUUUCCAUGUCUUAAGUUUUGAUUUUAGCUUUAUAAAAUCAUCCACUUGUCCCGAAUGACUGCAGCUUUUAUUUCAUGCUAUGGCUUCACUAGCCUUAGUUUAAUAAACUGAAUGUUUGGAUUCCUCAA
Lemur catta (Ring-tailed lemur) is the source of this 1046-nucleotide messenger RNA. RefSeq names its product RAB11A, member RAS oncogene family (gene RAB11A). The record is from RefSeq and is a predicted model, not a curated record. Gene Ontology annotation, molecular function: GTPase activity; GTP binding. Bases 149 to 799 code for a protein of 216 amino acids. NCBI's taxonomy places the organism in Eukaryota, Metazoa, Chordata, Mammalia, Primates, Lemuridae. Gene Ontology annotation, biological process: neurotransmitter receptor transport, endosome to postsynaptic membrane; melanosome transport; exocytosis. Gene Ontology annotation, cellular component: postsynaptic recycling endosome; transport vesicle; axon. The transcript is spliced from 5 exons.